Molecule: messenger RNA, 2293 nt
Organism: Mobula hypostoma (lesser devil ray)
Lineage: Eukaryota; Metazoa; Chordata; Chondrichthyes; Myliobatiformes; Myliobatidae
Product: cytosolic arginine sensor for mTORC1 subunit 2-like
Exons: 9
Coding region: 397-1383 (328 amino acids)
Biological process (GO): negative regulation of TORC1 signaling
Molecular function (GO): arginine binding
Source: RefSeq, a predicted model, not a curated record
UCCAUUCCGGCCAAAUAGAAUGGAAACGAGUCGGCUGGAAUAAGUCGAAGAAUUUAUUUGGGAGGAGCUUUAAGCACAUUGUAGUUUGAUUUUCUUCCUCAGUUCACACCAAGACAAAGAAAGGUUAGAGGGAGGAGCAUUUCCGAAAAAAAAGUGUUUCGGAAGUGAGGCAUUGCCAGUUUAAAUGGUAAAUGCUGUUGCAGUUGGCUUAAGGGGUUGAUACAGGAUUGGACUCAGUUUAUGUCUAAUGCAACAACGUUUGUAUUUGUUGCAACUCAGGCCAACCAUUUGCUGUCUGUUACUUUUUGGUUUAAAAAAUAGGAAAUUCAAGUAAACUGAUGCCAUUUGGGUGGGCGGGCCGCUCUCUUUCCUUCUGCUUCGGUGUACGUGUGAGAGAUGGACCUUCACAUCUUGGAGCACCGGCUGCGGGUAACCAGCCUCAGCAAAGCCGGGCUAGAGCGCUACACGCACGGCCUCAUCAAGCUGCUCUUCCUGCGGGACAGGACGAGGUGUAAGUUCUUCAGCCUGACGGAAAUGACUGAUGACUACACACUGGUAUUAGACGAAGAGGGAUUUAAAGAGUUGCCGCAAACAGAUUUUCUGCAAGUAGGAGAAGCCACCUGGCUGGCACUGAAUGUCGUGUCCAAUGGUCAUUCUUCAACCAGCUCCCAGACGGUUGGCGUGACGAAGAUAGCGAAAUCCGUGAUUGCUCCACUAGCCCAACAUAACGUUUCGGUGUUUAUGUUGUCGACGUACCAGACAGACUUCAUAAUGGUGAGGGAGAGUGAUUUACCAGCAGUCAUUUGCACUCUGUCGGAAGAGUUCAGUAUUUACAAGGAGGAAAAUGGUGAAUCAGUCCCAGUCGACAGCGGCUGUGUCACAAAUGGCUUUGUAAAGCCCAAACAUGCUACCAGCCCCACAGUUCACCCAGUGCUGAGUCCCAAGAACCAAUUCUGUGUCAUGAGUUUGGGCCCAGAUACUCUUCCUACCAUUGCCACUAUUCUCAUGGAUGUCAUGUUUUAUUCUGCAAGUUUGAAAGCUCGAUCUGCAGAUCAGGAUCUUGACUACAUCCGUUUCUUUUCUUUCUCUUUGAUUGACGGCUACAUUUCCAUUGUGGUUGACACACAGACACAGAAACGAUUCCCCAGCAACCUGCUUCUCACGAGUGCAUCGAGCGAGUUAUGGAGGAUGGUGCGGAUAGGUGGUCAACCACUGGGAUUUGAUGAAUGUGGGAUCGUUGCACAGAUCUCUGAGCCUUUAGCGAAUGCUGAUAUUUCUGCGUACUACAUCAGCACCUUCAACUUUGACCAUGCCCUGGUGCCUGAAGAAGAUAUUGAUAAUGUAAUCACAAUGCUGCAGAGACGUCAGAACAAUGACAGAUAGCAGAUGUCCUCUGAUUCAGUGUUUACAGUGGCUUUGUCAUCAAGUUGAUGAGUGAAAUUUGAAGAUCAGGAAUCGUUCUGUCCAUGAACUCUAAACAGACACUUAUGCCAACAAUCUUCUGCAGUAUUUAGUAGCUAAGCAGUUUAUUUAGAGUAGGAUCAGCUAACUUUCUUCGGGAAAAUAAAUCUGUUUACUACUUCAAUGAUUGAACUCCUAUGCGCAGUUCUGAUAAUUUCUAAUUAUUGUUUUUGCACUUACACCUUGAAUGUGUGGCAGGUCUUAUUUUGGAAGACCUGCAGAAUUGCCCCAAAUGUAACUUGAGGGCAGAUUCAAUCUGUUGAGAGAGGUAGAAGACUGUGCAAUGUAAGUAAGGUACAGGCUUAAAAUAUUUGUUACAUGCCUCUGAUCCAGUGGCUUCUAUAGAAAAGUGCAGUUGGGAGUGAUAGAGGCUUGUAGGUUUACUGUGGUAUGUUAUUGUACUGGUUUGUUUUUUCUUUGAGUCCCAAGUAUGUCUUUAACAGAUCAUAUUGUUAAUUUUUCGCACAAGUUUUAUUUUGUUAUACCUGGACAUGAGGUGUUAUCACAUGCUUGCCAUUAUGACUCUCCAAGAUGUGCAUUGCAGCGGUGAAAGAUCUACAUAUGAUACACUUCGGUUUUCUCAGGAGGAAAGGGAAGCAUAAAGUCAGCAUGUUUCCAUAUAUUCUCCUCGUUUUUUAGACUUCAAUGUUUUUACUUGGAGUGUGGGCUGGUGUUUUAGCCACACAGGGUGCUAAAGUCUGACGGGAAGUUUCUCUUUUAUGUUAUGAAGUGCGUGGCCCUGGAAUUGGGAUUUAAAAUGCUGGACAGACUUUUGGCUGGAUAAAUGUAAACUGAUAUUUGGGAUUAAGUCUUUAUUAAAAUAAGAACUGAU